Molecule: messenger RNA, 4261 nt
Organism: Rhineura floridana
Lineage: Eukaryota; Metazoa; Chordata; Lepidosauria; Squamata; Rhineuridae
Gene: MIER1
Product: MIER1 transcriptional regulator
Exons: 13
Coding region: 82-1608 (508 amino acids)
Biological process (GO): negative regulation of transcription by RNA polymerase II
Cellular component (GO): nucleoplasm
Molecular function (GO): transcription corepressor activity; histone deacetylase binding
Source: RefSeq, a predicted model, not a curated record
CGUGCUAUUUCCUCCUCCUUCGCCGCGGCGGCGAUGUGACUGCCCUCUCCUGGCUCGGCCCGCCCCAGCUACGAGGCGAACAUGGCGGAGCCUUCUGUUGAGUCAGCAAGUCCAGUUAAUCAAAUUGUAGGAGGGUCUGCAACAUCUGAUGACCAUGAAUUUGACCCAACGGCUGACAUGCUGGUUCAUGACUUUGAUGAUGAACGAACACUAGAAGAAGAAGAAAUGAUGGAAGGUGAAACAAACUUCAGUUCUGAAAUAGAAGAUCUUACAAGGGAAGGUGAUAUGCCAAUUCAUGAGCUUCUUAGUCUUUAUGGCUAUGAUGGUACUGUGCCACUACCAGAAGAGGAAGAAGAGGAGGAGGAGGAGGAGGAGGGUGAGGGUGAAGAUAUUGAUAACAACAGUGGGUGCAGUGGAGAAAAUAAAGAGGAGGCCAUAAAGGAUUCAUCGGGUCAGGAGGAUGAGACACGGUCUUCCAAUGAUGAUCCAGCACCAUCUGUUGUACAGGAGAUAAUUCGCCCACGGCGGUGUAAAUACUUUGAUGCAAAUAGUGAAAUUGAAGAAGAAUCUGAAGAAGACGAAGAUUAUAUUCCUUCAGAAGACUGGAAAAAGGAAAUCAUGGUGGGCUCCAUGUUUCAAGCUGAAAUUCCAGCUGGUAUAUCAAAAUACAAAGAGAAUGAGAAAGUUUAUGAAAAUGAUGACCAGUUGCUAUGGAAUCCAGAUUACUUGUCUGAAGAAAAAGUGAUCGAAUUCCUUAAUGAAGCUUCCAGACGAACAGGUGAUGAGAGAGGAAUAGAUGCAAUUCCUGAAGGAUCUCAUAUCAAAGACAAUGAGCAGGCUUUGUAUGAAUUAGUGAAAUGCAAUUUUGACACAGAAGAGGCACUAAGAAGAUUAAGAUUUAAUGUAAAAGCAGCCCGAGAGGAGCUAUCUGUCUGGACAGAAGAAGAAUGUAGAAAUUUUGAACAAGGGUUGAAGGCUUAUGGAAAGGAUUUUCACUUGAUUCAGGCAAAUAAGGUGCGGACAAGAUCUGUUGGAGAAUGCGUAGCAUUUUACUACAUGUGGAAAAAAUCAGAACGAUAUGACUUCUUUGCUCAGCAGACACGAUUUGGUAAAAAGAAGUACAACCUGCAUCCUGGUGUAACGGAUUACAUGGAUCGUCUCCUAGAUGAAAGUGAAAGUGCUGCAUCUAGUCGGGCUCCCUCCCCACCUCCCACAACUUCUAACAGCAGCACCAGCCAUUCAGAGAGAGAGGACAGCACAACCAGCAAUAGUAAUCAAAAUGGUGUAUCCACUAAUGGAUCAGGUGACUUAUCAAGCAAAGAAGAAGUAAAAAUUGAGAGUUUGCACAUAAAUGGACCAACAACUGGCAAAAAAAUGGCUGUUGUGGAUCUUGAUACAAAUGGCUAUGAAACUGAAAACCUUUCCAAUCAUUCAAAACUUGCUUAUUCAAAUUCAAGGAAUGAAAAUGAUCUUGAAGAAAAAAAUGAAAGACCUGCAAAGAGGAGAAGAGUCAAUAGUAAUGAAAAGGAGAGUCCAGGUUCCGCAGAGAUUUUCCAAGAAGCAGCAGCCUACAGAAAGUUUGAAGAACAGAAGACUGUGGAUGACUGAAUUUGGUUUUAUUCCUUCAAGUAUUUUUUGGGGUGUCCAAAAUUUUCAGGGUUGAUAGGUGACCCUUACAGAAUCAAAUCCUUUAAUAUAAUUUAUUGAGAUUUUGGAAUACAUUUUGGUUGCUUCCUAAUCCUGACUGAAGAAGUUACAGCAUAUCUUUUUAAAUCUUGAAAUGAUGCAUUUAAUAGGAGCAAGGGUUGUUUCCUGCUCAGCAUUUCAAGGAAAACAGACAGACAAUUCUCUGCAAAUUAUUUCAGAGCACUAAGUAUUGUGCAAAAUACACUCUGGAAAGUCAUCAAUUUCAAAUUCUGUAAUAUUAGAUAGUAAAAUGUAAAGCAGGAUUCAUCAAGCAGAAGUGAUUAUUCUUCAGUCCACAGGAAGAGAAGCAGUGUUGAGUGGUUAAGGAAUGCCUGUAAAUCCUGAAAGUUGUAUGUGAGAGAAUAUUUUUAUAUAUAUAUUUAUAUAUUUAUAUAUAUAUAUAUAUAUAUAUAUAUAUAUAUAGAAAUAUUUAAAAAUAAACCAAGUCAGGUUUGUAUAUGUAAAAUUGUUGACAUCAGUGAUGUCUUUCCAUAUUCUUAUCUGGAUAUAAGAGAUACAUUCUGUAUUUUUCCAGAUUCUUUGUAGCCUUUGAAAGAUUUUUACAAUUCUUGUCAUGAUUGAGCUGUCAUUUCUAAAAACAAGUGUGUAAUUUUCAUAACUUGUACAGUAUGGUAAACUUUUAUGAGAGAUUUGAUCUUCUGAGGAGUCUGUCAGCUUCAUUUUAUUUUGCUAAAGCUUUUUUAUUAAAAAAGAGUAAUAGUGAUGUUUCAGAAAGCAGUAAAAUUUUAAAUAUUUAAAAUUCACAUCCAUGAGUAUCAGAAUUUUUCAAGUUUCUAUCUUGGGAUAAUUGGUGAUAUAGGAUUUUGGAAUUUAGCACGAUGCUUUGAUUGCACAAGUGUUCUUGAUUUUAUAAUUCUUUUUCAGAUUUAUUUUUAUGAUAAGACAACCUUAAAAUCAGCUAAAUGCUUUAAUGCUAAUCUUGUUAGCCAAGGUCGAGCAUUACAUUCUUCAUUCAUUAUUUUACAUGUCAGCGAGCACAGUUUCAUUGGGAAAUGGAUCAAAUGAUUCUCGUAACCUUGUUGAGGAACAAAUGCACAGCUUGUAUUUGGGCCUGAUCAUGCAUCAUUCCAAGAAAUCCCUUGGAUUUAUGCUGCUUACUGCUUCUUGGGAAGCAGAAAAGUUUUUGAAUAGUUAUUAUUCACAUAUAUAUGUAUAUGUGUAUGUCCAUGUCUAUGUGGUACGGUAAGGGCUGGUAACCUUUUAAAAAAAUAAUUUGCUAGACAGAAAUCCUUGACAUUGUGGUGGAAAUAGACGCAGUAGCCACAAAAGAAUUUGGAUUAUGGCCAUAGUAGAGGUUUACCAUGUCUGUCCCUUCCUGCCAUAUGGAAUCAUCAUUUUUGUUGUUUUUCUAUCAGGCUGUCUGUAGUUUUAACCAUCUACCUUGGCUGAGACUGCUUGAAAAGUUGCAGCCAUGCUGUUUCAAAUUGGCCUGAUUAUUGUGUAACUUGUGUUUGGUCUUAAUUACAUGCCUUCAUUUCAUAGUAAACAUCACUGAAGUGAUUUAAUUAGUACAGCCCCCUGCUGUCUCAUGUUUUGGAUGAAUCACAUGAUUAAAUUUAUGGGCCUAAUAUUUAUUGUCUAGAACUCAAUAGCAGUAUAUCUCCAGUAGGCAUAAUUUGCAGAUGUAUAGAUUAAAUCCUUAAUCUUGUAAACUGUACUGCUUUAGGGAGGUGACAUGGCUGACAAAUCCCAGUUUUGUUUAAGAUGGAAAUCCAAAGUUUUCAUAGCCUCGUAUCAAAGAUUGUCUUUAUAAAGUGUGUCAGAGCAAGGCAGUGCAAUGCUUUUAGAAAUCGUAUUGCAACUCUGAAGACCUGUUUUCUUCCUUACCUAUAUAUUUCGCAAGUGGAAAUGCUUGCAAAACAAUUAAUAGGAAAGUUUAUAAAUAUUAUUGUUCUCAGGCUUGUAAGUAAAAUAUAGCACUGUGUACAUUUUCAGAAAUUUUACUUUGGUCUUUAAUCUUUCUUUUAAUGGUAUGCCUAAGAAAAGUCCUGACAUUCCGUAAUCAAUAUGUAAUGCUCAGCUGUUAAGUAUUUAAUUGUAAUGUGCAUUUUGUUUAUGCAGUUGUUUAUACAAUAUUUUAUUCGUGUUCUUUAAAAUGCAGCCACUAUAACUUGAUAAGACAUUGCACUAGUAGUACUAUUUAAAAUUCUAGUAAUAUAGUAACCCCGUUCAAGAAGCUUUCAAUCCCGUUUGGAAAAGAUAAAAACUUCUUGAUUCCAAAUUGGAUUGAAAAGUCAGUGCAGUUUAUGUAAUUGCAAUGUAUAUUUUUAAGCACUAUUGUGUUUUGAUCCAUGAAGUGCAUUGCGUGCAGUCUGAAUCAAACCUUUAAUUUAACAGGUCUGACUGUUGGACUAUUUAUAAAAGGGUUUAAAGUGAUAUUUUGAAAGAAAUCGAAAAAUUUGCAGAUUAGUUUUUAUAAAUUUUUCACAUAGUACUUUUGCACUGUUGGUAAUACCCGUGCCCCUUCCCUAGUUUCUCGUCUGCAAUUCUGGAAAAGCUGAUUAAAAGUAUUUUUUUAAACACAUGCUUACAUAAAUACAACUGAAUAUUUUAA